AUGUUUGAGGCCCUCGUUGCCGACGUUCUCCGGCGCCUGCUGGGGCGCUAUGUGCAGGACCUUCAUUCGGAGCAGCUUCGACUGGCCGCCAAGCUCCAGCGCAUCAAGCUCAUCGAGGCAUCGAUCAGCGCGGCGCUCGAGCGCGCGCUGGCUAGCCUGGCCGCCGCCGAGCGCGAUGCCAAGGGCUCCGGCGCCGCCGGGGCCUCCUCCGGGGCCGCCUCCUCCGUCAGCGGCCGCAUCAACGCCGUCGGCACGGCCCUGGUGACGACACUUGUGCGCAAUGUCGAGCUCAAGGUCCGGCGGGUGUGCCUGCGUCUGGAGGACGAUGCCGAGGAGGCCAACUGCCUCCGGCGCCAGACCACCCAAUCCGGCGGGACGGUCCCCCGGCCGGUCCCCUCGCGCGGUGCCGCUGCCCACGGCCCGUCGCUCGGCGAGUCGCGCUUCUUCGCCGGUAGCAUCGUCAUGGACACGCUGGACAUCAACACCAUCGAUGAGCAUGGGCGCCGCGCCUUCGUGUCUGGCGAUUCCAAAACCCAGAUUUUCAAGCAGGCUGACCUGACCGGGCUGCGCUUCGUCCUGGACAACUCGCCCACCUUGACCGGAUCUGCCGUGGUCAAGACCGGCACGCAGCCGGAGAAGGAUACCGCCUUCCGACAGCGCGUCUGGCUGGCGGUCAACCCGCCGUCGGGCGGUCAGGCCGGUGCCCCGGGCACCAGUCCCAGCGCCGGCAGCCAGCCCGCAUCGGCCCCGACAUCGGCCAUGCCAUCCCCCCGGGUGGGUGCCCUGCCGGCCUCCUCCUCGCACUCGCGCUUGGCCGGCGACGCGCCGGACCCCGGGACCAGCCCCUUCCCCCCGACCACCAAUGACACAAACUCCUUCGCGACCGUCAUCAGCCCAGUGCGGGCCGUGGCCAAGCUCUCCCUGCGGCCGGUGUCCACCCCGACGGCUCCCUGGCUGACGCUGGACAUGCAAGUGCCGGAUCCGGUGCGCAUCAAUGUGCAUGAGCGCCACCGGUCGAUUGCCCGCAUGGAGCGCGUCAUCCGCACUCUGACGCAUCCCGAGAGCCUGGUACACUCGCGGCGGCCGGAUCCGGCGGCCGUCGCGGCCGCCGAGGCCGCCGCCGCCAAGCAGUACGACGAGACCGUGGCCGAGUCGGUGCGCUUCGACAUUGUUCGCACUCGGCCGGCGUGCCGGCCACUGGCCUCCGGCUCGGGUCUAGCCCUGCCGGAUGAGUCGGCCCUCCUGGGCUCGGGAUCGGCGGCCGAGUCGGCGGCCGAAUCGGCGGCCGAGUCGGCGACCGAGUCGGCCGCCGGGUCUCCCCCACUCUCGGAGUCCGCGGGCGAUUCGGCCGACGCGCCGGCCGGCCCGCUCGGGGCCUUGCCCACUAAGUCGCAGGCCCUGGCCGCGGCCACCUGCUCGCUGCGCAUGCGCCAGCAUGGGUCCUCCGCCACAUCGCCAGCCAGGCAGUGGUGGCAGUAUGCCGUUCGCCUAGUGCUCACCACACGCAACCCACACCGAGUGCGCAUUGACUGGACGGUGCUCGCGGCUCGACGCGAGGCGCGCAAGGCGUACGAGCUGGUGUACCGUCGCUGGCGGGCGGCGCACUAUGCCUUGGCCCCGGCGGCGGCGGCGACCUCGUCAGCGCCGAACCCGGCCGCGGUCACGGCCCCGGCCACCGCCGGCACAGCUGGCAAGGCCCCGGCCACUGGCAGCCGAACGCCCGCCCCGGCGGCGGGCGCGGCCAAAGCCACCGCCGAGCCCUCCGGGGCCAAGGGGCCGGCCCCGAGCGCCGGGCCCAAGGCCGAGAAGCAGGCGCGUUUGGCGGCCGAGCUUCGUGCCCUGGAGCAGCACAUCGCUCUCGGGGACAUCCGCCGGUGGCGGUCGCGCGUGGCCGCGGUCAUCGCCGUGCGCAAGCGCAAGGAGGUGGCCGCCGCCGCCGCCGCCGCGGGGGCCACCGCAACGGGCUCCGGUGCGGCGCGAGCCUCCGGCACCGGGGCCUCGGCGGCCGGGUCGCCUGGGCUGCCUGGCACCGCCGCCGAGAGUGCUCCCCUUGGAGGGUGGUUGUCCGGCUGGCGCUGGAGUCGGACCCCGGCACCGGCGAGCCCGGCCAAGCCUGGCGCCGGGGCAGCAACGCCCUCCGGCGCCGGGCCGGGCACUCCCUCGCGGCCGGGCGCCACCCCGGCGGCUGCCCUUGCGGCUGGCGCGUCGGCCGACGAGUCGGACGAGGAUGACUCGGUCAUCCAUGUGACCGAUGAGCAGCUCCGGCAGUUCUACGACCUGAUUGGCCUGGAGGUCGGUCCGGACAGCCACUCGCUGCUGAUGGACCGCCUGGCCGAGGACCCCUCCGCUCCGAUCGCCUGGGACGGCGGCAUCCAGGCGAGCAUUCGCUUCACCGGCUUCGAGGCGUCGCUCUGGGCCUCUCGUGACAUGCUGCCCUUCCUGGUCCUUGAGGCGCACGGGCUGGAGCUCGGUGCCGCAACCCUGGCACCGCCACAGGGGACCACCCUGUCACAGGCGCCACCAGACGUGGCCUACUACAUCACCGGCGGGCUGGAGGCGAUCGUCGUCCGCGACGCGCGACUGUCAGAUCCCGCCCUCUCCAGCACCACCCCCGGCAUCAACCACCGCGAGGAGGCGGUCAUCCUCUCCUCGCGAGCGUCGCUGACUUCCGGGGCCGACACCGGCAGUUCCCGCUCCUCCGGGUCCUCAGUCUUCACCUUCCAGCUGACAUCCAUGUGGGAGUCCUCCGAGCCGGUGGGGUCCGGCGCGCCGGGCAGCAGCAGCAUGUCUCCAACUCCCUCGCCAGCUCUGGACGGGUCGGAUGCCGGGGGAGCCGCCGCGCCCGGGGCCUCAGCCGCCGGCCCGGCCGUGGUCGAGUGGUGUCGUGUCUACCGGCUGACCUCGCGUGUGGGGGCCAUCGAUGCGCGCUUCUGUGCGCCCUUCUUCUCGACACUGUCCUUGGUCUUCUCGCGUCGCUCGAAGCGCGUGAAGAAGGCCACCUCGCGGGUGGCCCAAGUGGCAUCCUCGCGCGCGGCCGACGUCAUUGUCAAGUCGGCCCGCGAGGCGUCCUUCCUGGACAUCCAGGUGUUCAUUUCGGCCUCGCGCUUCAUUCUCCCCUCGUACCUGGGCCCGGUGUCGGUCUUUGGUCGCCAGGCCAAGCUCCAGCUGGGCACCGGGUCCCCGGCCGAGCUGGUCCUUGACACCGGCUCUCUGAGCAUCACCUCGCUCGGGCGCAAGACCCACGGCCAGGACUUCCUGCGGGUGGAGGCCCCGGGCCUGCUGGGCCCGGCCGACGUGUCGGUCCCCCGUCGAGUGCAAGUUCACCACGCCAUCCAGGUGAGCCUCACCUCGCCGUCGAUCUCGCUGCUGCCGCUGGCCGCGGGGCCCGGGUCGCCGGGUGGCCAGCGCUCGACCGGCCCCCGGCCCGAGGUCCUGGCCUCCGGGGAUGGGGCCACGUUGACGGUUUGGCUGUCCAAGCGCCGGCCCAACCAGGCGCGCUUCGACCAGAGUGUCAGCGACUCACUCGGCCUGAUUGACAGCUAUCAGACCGAUCCGUAUCUGUCGGUCCCGGUGUCGGCCUUCAUCGAAUUUCACGCGUCGCACAUGCGUCUCGCCAUCUCGCCGCGGUGUGUGGCCGCAUUGGUUGCCCUGCCCGAGCGGCUGACCUACGUGCUGGAUCCCUUCCAUGCGCGUUCCAUCUCGCGGCUGUUCGCGGUGCAGCGGCAGACCGCUCGCGCGCGUGGUGGCCAUUCGGAUGACGAGUUCUUCGACGCCGAGGAGCAGUUGCCCGCGGCGGUGGCGACCACGUCGGCGGCUCCGGCGGCUGCGCCGGCCGGCCCCCCGGCCCCCAGUAUGGGGGUCAUCGACGACGGCAUCGACGACCAUGGCGACGAUGACGACGACGACGAUGACUACAUGGCCCCGGCCGAUGAUGAUGAUGAUGAUGAUGACGAUGACGAUGGCGAUGGCAUUGAUGCCGGUGACGACGUGCCCGGCCUCGGCGCGACGCAUGGCCUGGACCGUGCCGCCAGCGGCACCAGCACCGGGGUGUCGACGCCCACCGGGGCCGAUCCCGGGACUCGGGGCUCCCCGUCGCUCGGGCUGCCCGGGCGCCGGUCGCUGCACCUGAGCAUCCCCUCGACGCCGGGGUCGCCGCGACUGUCGAUGGGGCCCCGAUCGCCGGGGCUCGACCGGCCCCUGUCGCCGGGGCUCGGCCGCCAUGCUGGCCAGCUGGACGAGGAGGCGUCGAUGCUGGUGACGCACAUGGUCAACCUGGGCAGCCUGCCCUCCGGGCCGGCGGUCAACAUGGCCCGGCUGCUGCCGUACCCGAUGCCUGGCGAUCAGGCGCCCGGGCGUGGCCCCGGCCGCAAGGGCGGCCUGCCCCUGCAUGUGGGCCUGGCCUCGCUGGUGGCUCCGGGUUCCUCGCCUCGUGGGGGGCCGGCGGCUCUGGCUGGGGCCAUGUCCCCGGGACCCGGCGCCGGCGUGCCCGACGGCGCGAGCCCCCUGCUGACACCGGCUGGGGCUUCGCCGAGGACCGGAGGACCGCUGUCGCCCGUCGGCGAGGGCGUGCGCGUCCCUGCCGCCCUGGACUCCAGCCUUCUGACGCCGGCCAGCGCCAUGAUCUUCCGCGCGUCCAUCGAGCGGUCGGAGUUGCUCCUGAUGCUCAACGAGUCGGAUGCCAGCCCGGAGGAUGCGGACGACUCGCCGGCCGCCCGGUCGUUGGCGUGCUUCUCCAUCGACGGCUUGUCGCUUGGCGGACGCACGGUCUUCGCCGGGCCGGCCCCCUUCGCCGGGGCCCCGGCUGUCCCGGCCAACUUGAGCCAGCUGUCCCUGUCAGCACGCGUGGUGACGGUGGAGGACCUGCGCCUCGGGGGCAGCAGCGUCCCGGGAUCCGAUGCCGGCCGGCGGCAGUCGUCCGUGCUCUUCCGGAUCGGCUCGCGGCCAACCUUCGCCGGACCCUCGCCCGGGCCCGGCACCGGAGCCGGGACCGAGCAGCCCCCCACCGCGGUGAUGUCCCCGCCGCUGCCCGGCUCCGGCUCCGGCCCCGGGGCCGAUCGCCAGCGAGUCAAGUCCCUGCGCCUGCCAUGGUCGCCGACGCUGGCCAAGCCGACCGACGCCCUCGGGGUGGUCCUCUCGCAUAUGAGCUCCCCGAGCGAGGCGUCCGUGCAGUUUGGCGGCUUCAUGACUCCGCCGCUGGAGCUGGAUGCAUCCUCCUCAGACACGAAUGUCCAUCUGUCGCUCGGCCGGCUGGAUCUGGACAUUCGCGACCAGCUGAUCACGGACAUCCUGAACAUCACCAACGCCUUCAUCCCUCCGACAUCCGCCUGGUCCAGCAACCAGCCGGCGUCCGGCGGCAGCACGGCCCCCGCGUCCGGUGGAGCCGCGGCCGCGUCGCCUCGCCCGGACAAGUCCCCCUCCGGGGCCCGGUCGUCCACGCGCGUUUGUGUGCAAUUCAGCUGCGGCCUGCUCAGUGCCACGCUCACGCAGGCGGUCCCCCUGAGCGGCAGCCUCCCCCCGGCCGCCAUCAACACCGGCAGUCUGUCCAUCGUCCUCGACUCGGUCUUCUGCUCCCUGGAGUCCGGCGGCCAAAGCAAUCUGGCCCUGACCGUGCCCGCCGGCUAUCGGUCGCCCUCCGGGCGGAACAUCAUGAACGCCAUGUCCUGGCAGGGGACCCCCUUCGCCGCGGCUGGCCCCGGGAUCCUGGUUCAUGCAUCCAUCCUCCGGGCGCAUGUGGCCGACCUGACCAAGCUGGCCCUCCGAUCGGAGGACUUGCCGGCCGACGCGCCGGCACUCCUGCCCAGCCCGGCGGCCCGGCUGUUCGACUUGCUGGUGCCGCUUGAGGUCGGCGUCCAUCUGGCCGGCGAGCAGACGCCGCGGAUUUUCGUGCGCGACGCCCCGCAGCUCGAUGCCGAUGCCCUUCCGACCAUCCCCGACCGGCGGUGCCUGGCAUCGGGCCCGGCCCCAAGUGGCUUGGCCCGUCCGCGUGUCAUGAUCGCCUUCGGCCUGGCUCCCUGGCUGGCGGCGCUGGACCACGUCGACACGAUGUUGGCCUCGUUGGCCGGGGCCAAGAGCCGGCGAUCGGCCCCGAAGCCGGCGGCCGAUGCCCCGGCUCCGCAGGCCGCCCACCCGCGGGCGCCCUUCGCCCUGGACCUGGCUGUCACCAGCCCGAUGAUGCUGGUGGUCCCGCCGAACUGGGGCUCCCGGGUGCCGGCCAGCGCCGGCGCGCCCACGGUCCCCGGGCUGGCCAUCACCUGCCGCGGGCUGCUCGUGCAGCAGGGCCCCUUCGGUGACCGGCCAUGCGCGGCCUCCGGCGAGGCCCAUCUCUUCGGGUCGCUGUCUGACCCGCCGCCCGAGCCGAGCCUCAAGUUCCUGAUCGCGCUGGCUUCUGCAUCGGUCUUCGUGGCGCACUUCCCGACUUGCUCCAAGGGGCAGUGCGACAUGCACCCCCAUGUGUCGGGCCUGUGCGCCGCGGCCGAGGAGUCCCCCGGCGGGGGGUUCGCCCCGGCGGCGCUGCUGCGUGACGUCGGCGCGCGAGUGUGCUUCGCGCUGACGCCGCACCCGGCGCCGGCCCCGCACACGGUCCAACUCCGACUCUUCGCCACCGGGACCGGGCAUGUGGAGGAAUUUGCCCCGGAGCCCGGGGCCUUUGCCCAGCACUUUGCCCAGUGGCCUGGGGAUCUGUCGGUGGCCGGGCCCGGGGCCCUGGGCGGGCCGGCCGCCCGGCUGGCCGUCGACUCGACCCUCUUCCGGGCGGUGCAGCUCAUGCUGGCCGGGAACUUCUCCGAAUCGUACCUGGCCCCGGCUCGGCGGGCGGCCCUGCAGGCGUCGCACCCGGAGCGCGGCCUGGCCGUCGGGGUGGCCACCUCCGGGGACUUCCAUCUGGUGUUGCUGUCCUCGGAUGCGGCCUUCCCCUCGGCCCGGGCGCCGACCCUGCUGGUGGCCGCCCUGCCGGGGCUCCGUGUGCAGUAUGGCAUGGGCCAGGCCGGGGUGGUCAUCCGGGCCGAGCUGCCGGCCGGGGCGGCCGGGCGUGUUCUCCCGGCCGAGGGGCACAUCCUGGCCGAGGAUGCCGCGGUGCAGGGGGUCCUGGCCGGCACGACCGACCCCCUGGGGCUGGCCUCGCUCUCGGGCAACCUGCUGGCCACCGGGCCGCUGUCGGUGCUCUUCUAUGUGGGGUCACCACGUGCGCCGCGUUCCCCGGCCGGGGUGGCGGCCACCUUCCCGGACAUGGGCCGCAUGACGGCCCCCUUUGGCAGUCCGGUUUUGGCGGAUGGCCCGCUGUUGGCCGGUCCGACGGCCACCGGGCGCAGUCCGCGCCUGGCGGUCACCGGGGCCUGGGUCCAUGCCCCGGCCGACCCGCUGUGGGUCCGGUACAUCCAGCGGCUGCUGGCCCGGGGUGUUCCCCAGUGGGGCUUCCUCCAGCCGGAGGGCACUUCGGCCGAGGGGCCACGGGUGCCGGUCCUUGCCGGCCCGCCGCCGAGCCCCACCACGCCGCUCUGCCUGGAUGCCAGCCUGGACCGGCUGUCGGUGGUGCUGGCGUCCCACUCGCCGGGCACCUCGCCCGGGGGCCAGGUGGCCCUGUGCACCAAGUCCCGGCGGUUCUGCCGCACGGGGCUGCUCUUCCGCGCGACCGGCGUGCACUUCAUCAUCUACGGCGAGCAGCUGGUCAUCGCCGCGCGCCAGGAGCUCAUGGCCUACCGGCUGACGCAGCUCACCGAUGACACCCUGUGGGCCAGCCCGGUGGUCAUGGCCACUCCCUCGGCCGAGCAUGGGGUGGCUCUGCAGUUGGACCUGCAAUCGCGCGUGCCGGUGGCCGCGGCCCUGCGCCAGGCCGAGGCCCUGCGUGCCCGGCGACCCGGCUCGUACCCCGGCCUGGAGCCCCUGCGGGAUUCCACCCAUCGCCCGGUGCCGGAGUGGGCCGUGCGUCUGGUGGCCGACUCCUUCUCGGCCAUGAUGCCGACCGGGGGCCCGGCGGCCGGGGCGGCUCCCGACGGCGGCCCGGCGGCCGGCCCCUCCGGCCCCUCCGGCCCCCCCGGCAGUCCCGGCGACAGCCCCGGCAGUGAUCUCAUGUCCGACUCGGAUGAGCUGCUGGAGUAUGGCCAUACUCCGCCGCCGGUCGGCGAGGCCUUCCCCCUGGAGGAGGGCCCGGCUGCCGGUGAGGCCCUCGGCAUGCGUGUGCGGCUGGGCGCCUGUCGCUUUGCGCACCACAACCACCGGUCACUGGGGUCCUUCCAAGACCUGGUGGCCUGGGUGCAGGCCAUUGCCCCAUUGCCGGCGGACCUGCCGGCGCCGGGGCCCAACACCCCGGCCCCGGCCGCCAGCCCGGCGGUCCUGCUGUAUAGCCUGGCCACCGGGCCCACGGCGGUGGUCUUGUCGCCGGCCGUGCGGGCGCCCUUCCUGCAGGUGGCCGGCCCGGCGGCGGCCUUCUGCAAGUCCAUCAUCACGUCGGACCUGCUGUCCGCCGACCCGCCUGUGGCCCUGGUCAUCCGCGAUGGCCUGCGUCUGGCAGCCACCCCCUCGCGCUUCGGGCCCUAUUCGGCCAGCAUCUUCGACCAGCUGCGCCUCGUGUGUGCCCCGAUUCUGGCCACCCUGGUGCCCUCAUGCCCGGUGGCCUGCCGCAUCGGGGCUCGGACCGCCGACCGGCACCUGCGGGACUUGCUGCUCGGGCUGCCGGCCCCGGGGGACCUGCUGGCCGCGCUGACGGAUGGCCAGCGCCGGACGGCCCCCCUGCCCGGGUGGGCCACCUUCCGCCCGGUCACCGUGGAUCUGGCUCACCCGCUGAUCCUGCAAACCCUGUCGCCGCUGCAAGUGCGCCUGGACCUGCCGGCCGCCGGCCCGGCCGCGGGAGACGCCCCGGCGGCCGGGUCGCCGGAUGCCCGGUCCCCCGGCACCCCGGCCCCGGGCGACCGGUUCCUCUACUGUCGCGUGUACCUGCCGGAUGCGCAUGUGCUGAUCGACCGGUCCGAGCUGGACUGGCUCCUGCGCGGGUGCUUUGCCAUGCUGUCGGCGGACAGCCCGCUGGAGCGCCACGCCCCGGCGGAUCUCGAUGCCCCCGGAGCCCUGCAGGGGCUGGAUGUCCUGUGCUCCAUCGAGUCGUUGGUGUUGUCGGUGUUCGACGAGCCGCCGGCGGCCGAGGUCGAGCAGACCUUCAUGUCCCUGGCCCGGGAUCUGACGGCCGCGGCCGAGGAGGAGCAGCUGGAGGCGCCGCGGCCGGGUGCGACCCCGUCGCAGCAGCAGCAGCAGCACGGCCCCCCGGCCGACGGAGGCCUGUGCAUGCCGCUCUUCCGGCCGGCCGACACCCGGCAGCUGCUGGCCGUGGCCGACCUGCCCCAGGUGUCGGUGUCCUUCUCCUUCGAGAACCGCUCGGCCACCACCUCCUUCGACCUGUCCACCGGCCGGGAGAUCUACAUCUGGCGGCCGGCCAGCGACGAUGCGCCGGUCCUGCUGCCGGCGCACGCCACCCCGGACCCGGCGCGCCAUGCCAUCGGCCCGGACCGCAUCAUUGUCCAUCUGCCCAGUGGCGGGUCCACCAAGUACCGGUUCCCCGGCGGGGUGGCCGCCUGGAUGGAUGCCCUGGGCUCGCGCGAUGUCGACCCGGACAUGCAAUCCCUCUGGAAGUGCACCCAGCCGUCGGCCGCCCUCCGGUGGCUCAACCGGCCGGGCGACACCAGCAGUACCAAUGUCAUGCUCCUGCAGCCGACCAUCGUCUGUCAGAAGCCGGUGGUACUGCAUGCGCUGCAGCGCUUCAUCCAUGCCGAUGCGCGCCGGCGGUCGGCCCUAUCGCUGGCUCUGGUCCCGGCGCCAUUGGCCCAGGUGGACGGUGUGCUGGUGCCCCAGGUGGCCGGAGCACCCACCUCCAAGGACAAGCAAUUCCUCAGCAUCUCCGGCCUGAGCCUCGUGGUGCCGGUGUAUGUGCCGGCCGAGGAGCCGACCGAGGGCGGCAAGGCGCCCGGGCCAGCCAGCCCGGGCCUCCGCCCGGCCGGGUCCCUGCUCAGUGUCCUGUGCCUGAGCUCGGCCGAGGUGUCGGUCAGCUACUUCAACUACCUGGAGGAGCACACUCGCGCGCGGUACCUGCACCAGCUCAGCGCCCCGGGGGCCCUGGCCCGGGACAUCUUCCACUGCUACCUGCUGGGGAACCGCCUGGCGGCCGAGCUCGGCCGCGUGGGGAUCAGCACCUUCGCCAGCCUGGACGCGGCCCUGGGGGCCGUGGCGGAGUCCAUGCGCCGGGAGCGCCUGCAGAAGGCCGCCUCGCCGCUGUCGCCGUCGCCCUUGGCGUCGCCGGCCUCGGCCGAGGCGCUUGCCGGCCGCGCGCCGGUCGACGGCCCCGCCGUCACGAGCACCCCCACCGGCGAUGCGCUCAUCCAGCCCUUCUCCAUCGAGGCCAACCUGACGGCCUUCAGCUACCUGGACCCGUCGCUCGAGGCGGAGGACCGCCGGCCCGUGACCCACGGUGACUUGCGCUUCCUCGAUGGCCCGGUGGUUCUGCGCGUGAGCCCGGCCGAUCUGGCCCUCAUCAAUGCCGCGUCGCAGGUCCUGGCCGAGAGCUACCUCCCGGCCCCGGCCGGGGCGGCCAUCGUGCCGGACUUCGCCCGGUCCCCGAAGGACGUGAUCUUCCAUGGUGCUGGCGGCGGUGGCGGGAGCGCCGCGGCCCCGAACGCCGGGGGCCCCCGCCCCGGGGCCCUGGGCCGCGAGUCCAUGGCCAGCUUCACCUCCUUCGAUUUGGCCACCGGCGGCACGUCCAUGGGCGAGGUGCCGUUGUCCUCCUCGCCGGAGGACCCGUCCAUGUUGUCCCCCGGUCAGCCGAUCCUCUUCUCGCGGAACCAGACCUCGGCCUCCUUCACCCCGGCCGAUCCGAUGGACUACCUGGCCGGCGACUCGUUGGUGGCAAGCGCUGGCGGCGCUGGCGGCACUAGCGGCGAGGCUUGUCUCCCCUCCUCAGCCUCUCUCGAGUCCAUCAACUAUCUGGACGAAUGGGACCUCGGCGCCGAAAGUGAACUUGGCGGCUCCCUGUCCCGGCCACGUCGCGACUCGCUGGCCUCACUGGCCUCCAUCUCGUCGUUGGCCUCGUCGGUGUCGGUGGCCGGGGGCCCCGGGGCCCAUGGCGCCGGGGACCCGUACUUCACGUCGUCCGGCGGCGGGCACCUCGCCGGGCCGCCCGGCGGCUCCGGCGGCGGGCUCACCCACUCUGGCUCGGUGGCCAGCGGCAUGUCGCAGGCGUCCAAUCACCGGCGCAGCCGGAUCCGCAUCCACUCCAACCAGAUCCGCGUGGUGCUGCUCGACCACCGAACCGGAGCGCCGCUUUUCCACUUCCAGCUGUCUAAGGUCCAGUCGCGGCUCUUCUGGACCCCGUCCAACACCUGGGGCAUCGCCAUCCGGUCGCAGGCCUCGCUCGAUCAGUACCCGUACAUCCGCUCGGCCUGGGAGCCGGUCCUGCUUCCCUGGACAUCGAUGGUGUCAUAUGUGGCCCGGUCGGUGCACAGCAACGCCCUGGCCUCGGCCUCCAGCGAGCCGGUCACCGCGUCGCUGCUGAAGCUCGAAGCCACGUCCUCCAUCGCCGACAUCACGGUCACUCCAUCGUUGUUGAGCAAUGUCUCCCGUCUCCUGCUCCAGCCGGACCCCCGCUCGCAGAACAUGUCCUUCCGAUCGCCCUUCAAGCCCUACCUCAUCAUCAACCGUCUGGGCGUGCCGCUGACGCUGGAGCUUCGCGGCGGGCAGCGCGUCAUCCCCACUGACGAGCACAUUCUGCUGGAUCUGCCACGCAGCUCCACCACCUCGCAGACCUCCCUGACCCUGGUCAUCAAGGACGUCUUCGACAUGGUUGCCACCGUCUGGCCGGAUCAGAUCGGCUCGACCCCCUUCAUCCCCGGGCAGCUGCGGAACCUGCGACACCUGGACGGAAUGGCCAGCACCUUCGAGCAUCCCUCCUACCCGCUGGCCAUUGUCCGCACCCGGCUGCUCGGCUCGCGCCGGGUGCUGGAGGUGACCUCCUCGCGCAUCUUCGAGAAUGGCACCCCCAACCCGCUGGUGCUGCAGCUUCUGCCCCCGACCGGCAUGCCGACCAUCCGCAUGCUCCCGGAGGCCGUGGCCAACCUACCCGACAAGUCGGUUGUCGUCGCCCCGGGCGAGACAUUCGCCGUGCCGCUGCUCUACUGCUUCCCCGGGGCCCGGGCGCGCAUUCGGCCCAACCUGCGUGGGUACUCCUUCAGCAGCCCGAUCCUCUUUGUGGCGCCGAUCGCCGGGGCCGACCCGAAGCAGCAGCCGCAGUCGCAGCAGCACGCCGUGUCGCCGGCCCUGGCCGGGCCCGUGCUACGAGAGCUCCAGCUCAUCAAGAGCCUGUACAGCAACCCGCUGUUCGUGUGCGAGGCCGUCGGGCCCAAGACCGACACCGGCACCCGGGCGCCCCCGCGCCUGCACCCCUACUUCUUCGGGGUCCGCCUGGACCGGCUGUCCAUCGGCUACAGCGACCUGCGCAUGUUCCGGUUUUCCAUUCGCCUGUCGGCGGCCAUCUCCAACCGGCUGCCGUACGAUUGCGACGUCAGCCUGACCAUGGUGCCGGCCGAUGCGCGGGCCUCGCCGAGCACGGUGCUCAUCCGCCUGGCCCGGGGCGAAGAGCGCCGCCUGCCCUUCAGCCCCUUCGACACCCGGCUGGCCGAUGUGCACAUGGCCGUUCGGCCGCAUUGCUCCAGCUUCGGCACCUUUGCCUGGACCACCAAGGCCCUGAACCUGCCGCUGGUCAGCAACAUCCGGUCGUACCCGCCCUCGGGCGCGCGCUUUUACAUGGACGUCGGCGCCCUGGCCGGGUGCCUGCGGGCCGACGUGACAUACGGCUUCCUGGAGGGGAUGUUCCAAUCGGCCUCGGCCUCGAUGCAGACCCCGGCCCAGCAGCAGGGGCUGUCGGAUGCCCCGCGCGGGGCCGACCUCAUGGUGCGCCUGUGCAGCCCGGUGGUCAUGCUCAACAUGACCGGCCUGCCGAUUGCGGUGCGGCUGUCGCGGGUGCCGCAAAAUGCCGCGGCCUCCGCGGCCGACGGCAACUCCGGCACCGGGUCCGGCGGCGGUGCGCCCGGCGGCAGCGGGUCCGGGUCCACGGCGGCCGGCGGCGGCGGCGGCACCAGCCUGGUCCUCGGCCAGGCCACCUCGGCCUUCGUGCCCAGCCUGACGGCCCUCCGGCAGCGCAUCUUCCCGGGGGUGUCAUCGCCCGAGGUGCGGUCCUUCCAGCGGCACCCCUCGGCCGAGGUGUUCGACCGGUGCGUGCAAAUUGUCCAGGCCCUGUCGAUGGAGGCCGGGGUCAGCCCCUCGGGCCGGGCGCCCGGCGACACGGCCGCCAUCCGCCGGGACGUCCUCUUCGGCCUGACGGCCCUCAUGAACACCGACGGCCGGAGGGACCCGGCCACGGCCGAGGCCGAGGCGGAGAUGGAGUUCCUGGAGCGCAUCCGCCGGCGGUCGCCGAUCUGCGCGCAGUUGGCCGAUCCGCCCGGCAGCGCGGAGAUCGCCCUGAUCACGGCCCCCGGGUCGCCGGGGGCCGGGCCCGGUGGCGCUCGUGCGUCCGGCCGCCAGCCCGGCGCCCCGUGGUGGUAUGCGGUGUCGUGUCCGCAGCCGUUGCCGCUGCCGGUGUCCAACCACCGGCAGGUGGCCGCGGCCGCGGCCAACGCCACCCCCUCGUCCCCGACAUCGGCCGGGCCCCCCUCGGCCAGCCCGCUGGGGAAUGCCGGCACCGGGCCCGGGGUGCGGCUGCUCCAGGCCGGGCCGCAUGAUGUCUCGCGCUUGGGCCUGGAAUUGACGGUCCCCCUGUCGCGGAGUGGCUCCAACUCGGCCGGGUCCAUCUCCAUGUCCCGGCGGGUGCAGCUGUCCGUCUGCUCGGAGGGCCUGGUCACGGCGCCGACCACGCUGGAGUACGAUUGCGAGGUGGCCAUCCGGGUGAUGGACGCCUCGGCCUUCACCUCGCCGGAGGCGCUGCUGGCGCAGGCGGCGGCGGCCGCGACGUCGGGGACCGUGGCGGCGGCCGGCAGCCCGCCCGGGGCCGACAUGCCGGGCACCGGGGGGGCCGCCCUGGCCGCCCUGUCGGAUGGCUAUGCGCCUGACACCCGGGUGCUGGUCAUCCGCCCGGCCCACACGCUGCUCAAUUCGCUGCCCUACUCGGUGCGCGUGCGCGUCGGGUAUGGCACCGGCCCGGAGGGGGAGCUCCUGCUGCGCCCCGGCGAGCAGGUGCCCUUCUACUGGCCGCGCGGCUUGCGCCGGGCCUUCAGCCUGCGGCUGGACCACCAGGAGGGUGCCGGCCGGCGGACCGCCGCCUCGGAUGGGCCCCUGCCGGACCGCCGGAGCCGGGUCACCUUCAGCCAAUGGUCCAGCCCCCUGGUGCCGGGGUCUUCCUUUGCCUCGGUGGCCGGGGCCAGCACCGCCGGGUCGGAGGAUGGGGACUCCGGCGACGGGCCGGCCGACGCCGGGCACCCCUCCUCCCGGCACCGGUCCACCACGGUCCGGCUGUCAUGCUGCGCGCAUGACACCUGGCGCAUGGCCGACGGCGGCAUGGCGCGGCCGCUCAUCCGCGGCCAGCAUCCCCUGCCGCCGGUCGACGCGUCGAGCUACGUCUGGCCGGACCCCUUCUCGGCGCAUGAGCUGCUGCUCGGCUCGACGGACUUGCAGCUGCCGCGCACGGCCCCCGGCGCCGGGCCGGACGACGUCCCGCCCCAGGGCAGCCCCCUGGUGCCGGAGUCCUUCGAUGAAUUUGACCUCUUCAUCACGGUCCACGAGUUCGUGGCCCCGGGGUCCGGCGUGCGGGUGCUCUCCCUGGCGGCCAUCCCCCCGCCGAUGGUCCUGCAAAAUGCCACCCCGACGCCGAUCCUGGCCCGGCAGCGGGACAGCCGGGCCGGGGUCAUCUACCUCCUGCGGCCGGGGCAAAUGCGGCCCCUCUGCUGGGACGACCCCUUCAAGGGCCAGGCUUGCUUCGAUGUGGUCAGCCUGCACCCGAGCCAGCAGGUCAUCGACAUCCCGGCCACCGGGAUGCUCACCUCGCGCAACAUGCCGGCGCUCCUGCAGCGGAACCUCCUGCGCGACUUGUACAGCCCCUCUCUCUGGCAGGCGGCCACCAUGGUCCUGCCAUUUGGCCGGCCGGGCACCGGGGGCCGCCGGGGCCGGGCCGGUCGCCGGGGCACAGCCCGCGCUGCCGGAGCCCUCGCCGGCCCCUCGGCCGAUGGUGCGCCGGCGGCCGCGCAGCCGCAGCCGCAGCCGCAGCCGCAGCAGCACCAGCUCCCGGCUACUCGGUCCACCUCGUCAUUGGUGUUGGUGGCCCCGCCCGGCACCCCGGGGGCCGUGGUCACGCCGGUUCCCUUCCAGGUGUGCGUCUUCAGCCAGGCCAGCGCGCGCAUCCUCUACAUCUUCGACCCGCGGGCCGGGGCCCCGGAGCAGCCGCUCUUCCCGCCGGCGGUGGAUCUGCUGGCGGCGCUGGCGGCGACCGGGGCCACCGGCGGCGACCCCCCGGGGUCGUCCGGAGGGCGUCCUCGGCCCGGCGGCGCGGCCUCCUCCCGGCGCCUGGCCGGGCCCCGGGCCGCACGCGAGCCCAUCUCCAAGGCCCCGGCCACCACGCGUUGUCAGAUCUUCCUCUCCGGCGUGCGGGUGUCCCUGGUCGAUGACACGGUCCUCCAAACGCCGGCUCGGGCGUCGAUCGGCACUUCGACCGGCGCCUCGGUCAUGGUCCCGGAUGGCGGCUCCUUCGGUGUCAUGGAGGUGGCCCUGCUGAGUCUCGACCAGAUCAGCAUCCUGGUGGCCUCCUCGCCGGACCGUUGGUGGCGCAUGCGCACGUCCAUCCAGAAUGUCCAGAUGGACAACCAGUACCCCUGGCCCCGGUGGGAGGUAGCCCUCUUCACACACCGGACCAAGUCCGAGUGGGGCGCCCGGCGUCUGGCCGGGCAAACCUCCGCCCGAGACAUCCGCACCGGUGCCGCAUCGGCGGUCCAGGCCCCGGAGACGGUGGCCCACGCCGGGCCCACCCUCUCGGACUUGGAUGACUUCGAUGACUUCGACGAUCGGUCGCAGGCAAACUUCGAUGACGAUAGCGAUGACGGGGCCUCCUUUGACGAGGAGCACGGCGCCCCGCGGCGGGACUCCUUCUCAUCGCGCAGCAGCGCGCACUCCGGCGGCGGCGGCGGCGGCGGCAGCAGCCAUGAGCCGGCCCGCCCGGCGCCCUUCCUCUUCUUCGACUUCGUCGAGCAGGACCCGGUCGCCUCGGUCGGCAUUGUCAAUGCCCGCGUCAUCCCGCGGCUCAUCCUCCACACGCGCCCCUUCGAGAUCAAGCUGGACGAGUACCUCCUCAACCGGCUGCUCUUCCUGGCACGCAACAUACUCAUCGAGCCGCAGCUCCGGCGGUCGGAGGCCGGGUCGUCGAGCUCGCGAGCCAUCACGAUGGCCCAGUCUGCCGGACACUCCACUGGCCAUGUCAGCCCGCUGGACAGUGUGCUCGUGCUGCCGGUCACCUCGGCCCACGGCUCCGGAGCCGGGGCCUCCUCGGCCGGGCACCCCGCCAUGCCGAUCUUUGUGGGCACCCUGCAGGUGGGCCCCUUCCCGCUGGCGUUGUCCUUCGCCACGGCCACGGUGGCGCCGCGCCUGCGCCAGGACCCGCGCGAUCGCGCGGCCGCGGUGUUCUUUGCCCGAUGGUGGCGCGGGGCGCCGCUGCUUCUGCCCACCGCCGGGGCCUCGGUGUCCAGUAUCGUUGCCGGGGCAGGAUCCACCGGCACCGGCACCGGCACCGGCACCGGUACCACCACUACCAGCACCAGCAUCAUUACCAGCACCCCCACCGCCGUCGGCGCCGGCGCCACCGGCCCCAGACGCGGGGAGCUGGUGCCCCUGCGCUCGGAGCCCACCAUCGACCGGCCGCCUGCCGAUGAGGCUGGCUUGUCGGAUUGCGAUGUGCUCGGGCGCUUUGCCUGGCUCGGCGCCGUGGACUAUGCCGUCCUCCAGGUGCGACCCUUCCGCUUUGGGCAGACGGUGACCGCGGCAUCGGCCCGGCGGGCCGGGGCCGGGGCCGGUGCGGCCGGCACCCGCCCCGACGGCUUGGAACUUGUCCCGGUGGAGGUGCUGCUUUCGCUGGUGACGUCGCACUUCCGGGACGAGGUCAUGUGGCAGCUGCACCGGCUCAUCGGCGCGGUCGACUCGCUCGGCAGUCCGGCCAGCAUGAUCCGAUCCUUCCGUGCCGGGAUGAAGGAUAUGCUGGCCGACUCGCGGGCCGUCCCUCAGGCCGUCCACGGGUCUGCGGCGGCGGCGGCGGCGGCGGCGGCGGCGGCCGCGGCGCCGGCCACCCCGUCGACCAUCCCCCGCAGCGGGUCGGUGUCCUCCAUGGAGUCCUUCCGGUCGCGGUCAUCCUUCGCCUCAGUGUAUGAGGAUGUGGAGUCGCCACAGGCGGCGGCGGCGGCGGCGGCGGCGGCGGCGGCGGCGGCGGCGUCCACCGGUCCCGGCCGCGGCCCCCCGGCACACGGCCAGCAUGGGGCCGCCGCGCCCGGGCCAGCGUCGCAAAAUGUCUUCGACGACAUUCGCCGGGGGACCUCCUCCCUCAUGAAGCACUCGGCGCAUGGGGUCCUGACGCUGUCCAGCAAGCUGGCCGGCGCGGCCGGCCGCAACCUGUCCAAGGCCUCCAUGGACGAGGAGUUCCAGGCCCGGCGGAAUGCCGAGCUCGAUGGGCGCCGGCCGCUGUCCGUGGCGGAUGGCGCGUCGCAGGGCUUCAAGGGCCUGCUGUCCGGCGUGGUGGGCGGCAUCACCGGCACCGUGACCCAGCCGAUACAGGGGUUCCGCCAGGAUGGCGCCCGUGGCCUGGCCCUGGGGCUGGGCCGCGGUGCGGCCGGGCUCCUGAUCAAGCCGGCCGCCGGGCUGGCGGACUUCGUCGGGGCCCUGACCGCCGGGUCGGCCGGGGCGCUGGACAUUUCCAGUGCCGACCCCCCGCGCCGGCGGCUGCCCCGGUUCAUCUCGCCCCUGGUGGACCCGACCACCUUCCCGGAGCAUUUGAGCCUGGCGCACAGCUCGCGGCAUUCGCCCCUGGCGCUGGCUCCCGGCGGGUCGGGGUCGAUCGUGGGCGCGCGCGGGGGCGGCCGGCCUGCCGCCGGGCCCGGGUCGCCCCCCUCGCCGGGGGGGCCCACCGGCCCGGGGGGCCCCUUCGCGGCCAGCUCCAUCGAGGAGGUGCUCCUGGUGGCGGCCAUCGGGGCCCAGGGCCUGUCGCCCUUCGACCCGUCCACCGCCUUCGGCCAGUAUGUCUUCAUGUCGCUGACGCGCUAUCGCCAGGUGGAGGCCCUGCUCGGGGACGCCAUGCUGGACUACUUCGAGUGUGAUGCCAUGGGGUCCGGGCCGCAGUCGGAAAAGGCCCUGCUGGCCACGGCGGUCCACUUGCUGGUCAUCUGCCCGGCGCGCUUCAAGCCCACCAGCACCUCGAACACCUUCGUGGAGAAGCGCAUCGCCUGGACCGAGGUGUCCACCUUCUACCGGAAGGACCGGUCGGUGGUGGUGGUCUUCGGUGGGGCGGCCGCGCAUCCGGGCUCCCCGCCGGCCGUCGGCGCCGGCCCCCGGCGCAGUGUCCUCCACUCGCAAACGGACACCUUCACCCCCACCUCGGAGGCGGCCCUCGGCCGGCUGCUGGCCAUCAUCGGCGACCGGGUGGUCAACGAGCUGGACGCCACGCGCGGCCAGCUGGACCUGAUCCUCAGUUCGCAGUACUGGUGA
Fonticula alba is the source of this 18696-nucleotide messenger RNA. RefSeq lists its product as hypothetical. The transcript is spliced from 24 exons. Gene Ontology annotation, cellular component: extrinsic component of membrane. NCBI's taxonomy places the organism in Eukaryota, Rotosphaerida, Fonticulaceae. The coding region runs from base 1 to 18696 and encodes 6231 amino acids. Gene Ontology annotation, biological process: protein retention in Golgi apparatus; protein targeting to vacuole. The record is from RefSeq and is a predicted model, not a curated record.